Protopterus annectens (West African lungfish) is the source of this 579-nucleotide messenger RNA. RefSeq names its product GATA zinc finger domain-containing protein 14-like. The transcript has a single exon. Lineage: Eukaryota; Metazoa; Chordata; Ceratodontiformes; Protopteridae. The record is from RefSeq and is a predicted model, not a curated record. The coding region runs from base 1 to 579 and encodes 192 amino acids.
AUGAAUUUAAUGCUUAAACACUACAACGUGCAGAUAUUGCAACUAUCAAAAGAAGUUUCUGAGUUAAAUUCUUCUAUCACUUCUCAUGUUGACUUUUGUAGGUACAAAUAUGAAUAUGAGAGAUGCUUUGUCAGCAUCGACCAGCUCCUAGACAGGCUAAAAUUUAACAAAAUUAAAAAAAUGAAUAGGGACCGUGCAGCUUAUGAAAAUGGUCUAGCAUAUCCAAAACCGUCUAUGGCUCAAGCUGGUUUAGUGAUUUCAAGCAUUGAUGCUGGGAACACUACAAGAAAUGACUCUAGCAAGGGAAGAAAUGACACUAACAUUCUGAACCCUACUAAUAUGGGUGGUGAGUUUCUUCCUAGCCCUGAACAAAAUCAAGUUAGACAAAGCGAGCGUCUUCGUUCUAACAAUAAAGAAGGGAAUAAUAACCAACAAGGAACAAGUUUUUCCAAUAACAACUCUAAUAACUCGAACAACUUAAAUUUUCGCAAAGAUGUUCACCCUGGUGCUAGCCCAAAGAAAUUCAACAACUAUACUCAAAAAAACAAACAACAUGGGAACAACAAGCGCAGGAGAUAA